AUGUCUUCACCAAAGGUGGUUCGUUGGGGCAUCUUGGCAACUGGCGGAAUAGCACGGACGUUCACCAAGGAUAUGCUCAUAUCCCCCAAGACACGUAAUGUUCUCGAUAUCCAGCACUCCGUCGCCGCCGUCGCCUCGUCUUCAUCCUUGUCCUCCGCCGAGAAGUUCAUCUCCGAGGUCGUUUCCCCCGCCCAGUCCUCCACAGCAACCCCCUACGCAUCCUAUGAAGAAUUGGUUCAAGAUCCUAACGUGGACAUCAUCUACAUUGCCACCCCGCACUCACAUCACUAUCAGAAUGCAAUGCUGUGUCUGGAACACAACAAGCCCGUCUUGUGCGAGAAGGCCUUGACCGUCAAUGCCGCGCAGGCCAAGAUUCUUUUCGAGACCGCGAAGAAGAAGAACAUCUUCUUCAUGGAAGCGGUGUGGACGCGCUAUUUCCCCCUGAGCCAGGCAGUGCGGAAACACAUCACCGACGGCGACAUCGGCGAGGUCCUGCGCGUCGGCGCAGAUAUGAGCAUCGGAGCGGACCAGGACUUCGAUCUCAGCAGCAGGAUGAUCAACCUUGACCUCGCAGGCGGCGCUUUACUCGACCUGGGUAUUUACUCUCUGACCUGGGUGUUUCAGACCUUGUACCACACUCUUCCCGCCGGCUUGCGCAGCCAGUCGAGACCCAAGGUGAUCGGAACUGCAAUGACGCCUGAGCCGCGCACCGGUGCCGACGAGUCGACGUUGAUUCUGCUGGAAUUCCCCAAGUCGUCACCCACAGGCAAGACCAAGUCUCACGCUGUUGCGACCACUGCCCUUCGGGUCAGCGAUGACCCCGCCCGCAGUCAGUCAAGAGAAGUGGGUGAUGUCGAGGUCCCUGCGGCGAGGAUCCAAGGCGAAAAGGGCGAGAUCCAGGUGUUUGGUCCAUUGUACAGACCUACGAGGUAUAGGGUAGUCAAGAAAUCGCCCCAGCCGGAGGUCAUUGACCGGAAAUUUGAAUUCGAGGGUGGCGCGCACGGCAUGAUGUAUGAAGCAGAUGCUGCCGCCCGAGCCCUUCUCUCUGGCGCGCUGGAAUCUGAGACCAUGACGUGGGCCGAAAGUACGCUCAUCAUGGAGGUGAUGGACGAGGCACGGAAACAGGGUGGACUGGUCUACCCUGACGGUAUCGAGAGCACGGAAUACCCUGUCAAAUUAACCGAGAAGCGGUAG
This is a messenger RNA of Exophiala aquamarina CBS 119918, 1194 nucleotides long. RefSeq lists its product as uncharacterized. Gene Ontology annotation, molecular function: nucleotide binding. Bases 1 to 1194 code for a protein of 397 amino acids. The transcript has 3 exons. Lineage: Eukaryota; Fungi; Ascomycota; Eurotiomycetes; Chaetothyriales; Herpotrichiellaceae. The record is from RefSeq and is a predicted model, not a curated record.